This is a messenger RNA of Nicotiana attenuata, 941 nucleotides long. RefSeq names its product probable WRKY transcription factor 13. NCBI's taxonomy places the organism in Eukaryota, Viridiplantae, Streptophyta, Magnoliopsida, Solanales, Solanaceae. Gene Ontology annotation, biological process: regulation of DNA-templated transcription. The coding region runs from base 98 to 778 and encodes 226 amino acids. The transcript is spliced from 3 exons. Gene Ontology annotation, molecular function: sequence-specific DNA binding; DNA-binding transcription factor activity. The record is from RefSeq and is a predicted model, not a curated record.
CAGUUUCAAAGUCUUUUCCUUUUAUAAGAAACCAAAUUGCCUGCUUUCUCGUACAGCUGAGCUUCCUCACACACACUCAAAUAAAGAGAUCAGAGAGAUGUUUAGCCAGAGUUUGUUUGAGGAUGAAGCUGAUAUGUCAUCACAACUUGGGUUUUUCACUUUUCCUCCAAACAACAACAAUAUGGGCAGUGCAAUUACUACUUCUCUACCAUUUGGAAUAUGCAACCAUAAAACCCUCACCAUAAUCCCUCCCUCUUUUGCAGCACAUAAUAAUUCCCUAAUUGAAUCUACUUCUCUAAGGCAGAAAGAGGACCUUACUACUUCUAUUUUUGGAGGACCCCAUCUUCUUUCUUUGCAAAAAUCCUCUGCAAAUACAUGGGCAUGGGGAGAAGUGAAUGAGAGCAACAAUAUUAAGAGAUCAAGGGAUAAUAUUGAUGAUCAUUUAGGGGUUUCAGCAAUUAAGAUGAAGAAGAUGAAAUCAUCAACAAGGAAAGUAAGAGAACCAAGAUUUUGUUUCAAGACUUUGAGUGAUGUGGAUGUGUUGGAUGAUGGUUAUAAAUGGAGAAAAUAUGGCCAGAAAGUUGUCAAAAAUACCCAACAUCCCAGGAGCUAUUACCGGUGUACACAAGAUAAUUGUAGAGUUAAGAAAAGGGUGGAAAGAUUAGCAGAAGAUCCAAGAAUGGUGAUUACGACAUAUGAAGGUAGGCAUGUUCACUCUCCAUCACUUGAUGAAGAUGAUUCACAAGCUUCAUCUCAACUUAAUAAUCUCUUAUGGUAAGUAGCUGGAGCCACCUUUUCUCCCCAACCUAUUUUCUCGACUUCCUUAAACAAGUUGUGGAAAAAGGCUCAUUUUCUAUCUAUUGAUGUUAUUAUUAGUAAGUGGAACGUGCCAUUUCAUCUGUAAUUUUUGUAUAUCGUGUUCGUGUGGAUUUGGCUCUUUA